GUCAGUAUUGUCACAUGGCUCUAAAGAUGAACACUGUGAUAUUAUUAAGCAACAACCAGAUUAUCGAAGGUGCCUCCACGAUAUUCGUCUCCUAGCACUGCGAUAUAUAUAUAUAUAUAUAUAUAUAUAUAGGUGAUAAGGACAUUUGGCAGUACUAGAUCAUCUUCAACUUCUCAGCGUUUCGAAUUCUGUAAAAGUAGCAGUCAUUCCUCAGGGUAACUUGAUAUUUGACCUAAAUUAGAAUAUAGAGACGCUGCCACAAAAUGUCAUCAAUCCAUUUUCUAUCGCUCGAAACUCGCCAGAUCAUCCUCGGUUACCUUGAUAUCGACUCUCUACUCUCUGCCAUUCGCAGCUGUCGGCCAUUCUAUCUGGCUUACGAGGGGUAUGAGGCACCUGUAUCGAAGUCUUGCCUGUAUACUACCAUCACGCCCGAGAUACUACCAUAUGCCAUACUCACCCUAGAUAUCGCCAAGUCCCCGCACGGGGAUGUGAUUGAAUACCACAAGCUAAUUAGAAAGCGAUUGGGGAAUCCCACGGAGAAGCUCCGCAAAUGGAGUUGGGAUCUAUCUGUAAUGAAGGAAUCACUCUUCGUCCACAGACAUCUCUCCUUUUUCAUAGACUAUUACAGCAAGAAGGCGCUGGAAGAGUUCCACAACUCGUUCGGAGAGACAGAGGUUUGUGUUCCCUUAUCGCGAAAUGAAUGGGCCCGCAUAGCCCGAUCAUUCUACGCUCACCUGGUUAUACGGCAAGCAUGCCUGAAUUGCUUUGUUAGGCUGAAGGACUAUGAGUACUUCAGUAGAAGCUGUACUUUCGAAUCCCUGGUGACGUCUGUGGCUGGGAAGCUAUUGUUAAACUGCAUUGACCUGGAGCAGCUCUACAUCGUGAGCGCUUAUUUUGGUGACAUCAAAUACUCUCCCGCGUUGGAUAUCUUCGAUAUUAUAAUGAGGGGGCCAGUCAGUGGUCAAAGAAGCAUGUGAGACACGCUACGGAUUGCCAUCAAGCUUCCAUGCUGUUACUGGCUCGCCGAGCACUCGAUCCAAGUUACUCACACGUGUACCUACCAGUUACGGAGGGCGUACUCCCGAUAACAUGGAGACUCUGCAAUACAAGCAUGGAGAAAGGAAUUGCCGGUAUUUUCCGUGAGCGCGGUCGCUCUCCAGUACCUAACCCCAAUCUGGCACAGGCGUGCCUUUCUAGUUUAAGCGUUCGAACAUGCCGUGCGGCAUUUAGGGAGGAUCUCGGAACAUAUAAGU
Molecule: messenger RNA, 1253 nt
Organism: Aspergillus neoniger CBS 115656
Lineage: Eukaryota; Fungi; Ascomycota; Eurotiomycetes; Eurotiales; Aspergillaceae
Exons: 4
Coding region: 264-977 (237 amino acids)
Source: RefSeq, a predicted model, not a curated record